AUGAAGGGAUCUGUCAUGGCCGUUGCGGCCCUCCUCGGAGGUGCCAGCGCCCACAACCAGCAGAGACACGGCCACGAUGCCUUUCACAUGAGGAGGCAGAACGGAACCGACAAGGCCUGCACUCCCGUGGUCAAGACCAUCACUGGUGACUUCAUCUGGACUCCCACUCCUGAUGCGAAGCCUGCCAACCCAGACACCACCACCUCGACGACCAUCCAGGCCCCCUCGUCGCACGCCACCUCCGUGACGGCUGCUGCUUCCACCUCCUCGGCGGCGGCUAUUCCUACGCCUGCGGCCCAGACAUGUCCUACCUCAGGCACAUAUACUUUCCCGGCCAGCACCUUGACCGUGACUGCUACCACCUCGGCAGUUGUGCCCUCGUCGACAGUUUGCACUGCUGGCACUUACACCCUUGGUGGCACGACCACUGUCGUGGAGACGUCCACAGUCGUCACCUGCCCGUACGCCACCGUCUCGACCAACAGCGCCGGUGUUGUCACCAGCGUCAUCAAGGAGACUGUCUACACUUGCCCGGCUGCUGGUACUUACACCAUUGUGCCCGGCACCACCACCACGGUCACCGCCCCCUCCGAGACCGUGACCGUCCCUGUCAUCUCCACCUACCUGCCUGGCACCUACACCGCCCCGGCCGUCACCACUGAGGUCGUCACCGCCACCGUGGUCUACUGCCCCUUCGCCUCCGUCGAGGCCAGCACCACCGCUGCUCCCGUCGUCGCCUCCUCGGUCGCUGCCGUCGCCGAGACCCCCAGCAGCUCCGCCGCCCCCGUGGUUGUCGCCUCCUCGGCCAGCGUCGUGGCCUCUGCCUCCGUCUCCUCCGCCAGCUCUGCCGCCAGCAGCAGCAGCAGCUCCUCCUCAUCCACCGCCACCCUGGGCGGCUCCGGCUCCUCCCCCUGGUCGCUCACCUACACGCCCUACAACUCUCUGACGGGCGACUGCCAGACCGCCGAGGCCGUGGAGGCUGACCUCGCCGCCGUGGCCGCGGCCGGCUUCUCGUCGGUGCGCGUGUACUCGACCGACUGCGACACGCUCCCCAACGUGGGCGCCGCCGCCGCCAAGUGGGGUCUCAAGAUCAUCGCCGGCAUCUACAUUGGCGACGCCGGCUGCACCAACGACUCGCCCGACGUGGCGGACCAGAUCGCCGCUUUCCAGUCCUGGGAGCACAUGGACCUGGUCGAGCUGUUCGCCGUCGCCAACGAGGCCUACAACAACGGCUACUGCACCGCGUCUGAGCUCGCCGCCCUCGUCACCCACGUCAAGUCCGAGCUGGGCUCCCUGUACAGCGGGCCCUGGACCACCACCGACGUCGUCGCCACCUGGCAGGACACCGAGUUCGCCUCCGCCCUCUGCCCGCUCAUCGACGUCGUCGCCGCCAACGCCCACGCCUACUUCACCUCCACCGUCGCCCCCUCCGACGCCGGCCCCUUUGUCAAGUCCCAGCUCGACAUCAUCGAGGGCGCCUGCUCCGGCCUGACCGGCUACAUCCUCGAGUCCGGCUACCCCACCUCUGGCGAUACCAUCGGCCUCGCCGUCCCCUCCAUCGCCAACCAGGCCCUCGCCAUCACCAGCAUCCUCGAGACCGUCGGCGACAGGGUUGUCCUGUUCAGCAUGUUUGACGACAAGUGGAAGGCUGCUGGCGAGUACAACUGCGAGCAGAGCUGGGGUAUCGUCCCCAGCCUGUUCGGUACCGUCGGUGCUGCCUGGGAGGCUCUCGUUGCCGCGCUGUAA
Molecule: messenger RNA, 1746 nt
Organism: Cryphonectria parasitica EP155
Lineage: Eukaryota; Fungi; Ascomycota; Sordariomycetes; Diaporthales; Cryphonectriaceae
Product: family 17 glycoside hydrolase
Exons: 5
Coding region: 1-1746 (581 amino acids)
Biological process (GO): cell wall organization
Cellular component (GO): extracellular region; fungal-type cell wall; cell surface
Molecular function (GO): 1,3-beta-glucanosyltransferase activity; glucan endo-1,3-beta-D-glucosidase activity
Source: RefSeq, a predicted model, not a curated record